CUGCGGCUGGCGGGCUGGCAACGGGCGCGAGGAAAGCAGAGCAGGUCUGCGGGUCUAGGUGUCAAGUGUCGCGGCGGCGCACUCACGGCGAGAAUUGGGAGAAGGAGGAGACAGCAAGGAUAGGCCCAGGAGCAAUGGAGUCCAAAGAGGAGCACGCAGUAAAAAAUCUCAACAUGGAAAAUACCGACCAGGAAAAUGAAAAAAAAGAUGAAAAGGAGCAAGUUGCUAAUAAAGGAGAGCCCUUGGCCCUCCCUUUGGAAACUGGUGAAUAUUGUGUGCCUAGAGUAAAUCGUAGGCGGUUCCGUGUUAGGCAGCCCAUCCAGCAGUAUAGAUGGGAUGUGAUUCAGAGGCUUGAAGAGCCGGGAAGGAUGAGAGAAGAGAAUGUGGAAAGGAUUGGGGAGGAGAUGAGACAACUCAUGCAAAAGCUGAAGGAAAAGCAGUUCAGUCAUAGUUUGAGGGCAGUUAGCACUGACCCCCCUCACCAUGACCAUCGUGAUGAGUUUUGCCUUAUGCCUUGAAUCCUGGUGUUUUCUCUGAAGUUAAUAGGGAGACACCUGCUUUCUAAACUUAUGUGUUCAUGAUAUAGCUUUGUUGUAAACCUUUUGAUGUAACUCAUUUCUAAUAUGUCUAUUAUUACUUCGAGUUGAAUGUGUUUUUGAUCCAAUCUGUAAGAUUUUGUUAGCAGGAGAACUUUACCUAUUGCAUGGAAAGAUGGUCAUUAUAUUGUGAAACCAAUAAAGCAGUCUAAAAA
This is a messenger RNA of Neomonachus schauinslandi (Hawaiian monk seal), 751 nucleotides long. RefSeq names its product protein BEX1-like. Bases 135 to 518 code for a protein of 127 amino acids. The record is from RefSeq and is a predicted model, not a curated record. The transcript is spliced from 3 exons. Gene Ontology annotation, biological process: signal transduction. Gene Ontology annotation, molecular function: signaling receptor binding. NCBI's taxonomy places the organism in Eukaryota, Metazoa, Chordata, Mammalia, Carnivora, Phocidae. Gene Ontology annotation, cellular component: nucleus; cytoplasm.